AUGCUUCUGCUUGAUGGAGAAUCAUGCGCCAUCAUCAACCUUAGCCUUAUGGUACUAUAGGGCAAUGCAGGAGCGAUGCCAGUCAGUCCGAGCAGCGCUUCAGUCUCAUUUUCUACAGACUCUGAAAAGGGUCUGUCUGUCUGUUGCUCCCUUCUUCGUGGUGGUGGUGUGCUCCAGAUACAACUGACUAAAAAUAUUUUUCUUCUUGUGAAAUUAAUGUUUUUUUUUUUUUUAACUAUACCGUCUGGAAUUAAGACAACGCUUCCCAGAAGCAAAUACUUUAUAAGUUCCAGUAACUUCCUUUUUAUAAUUACAUUUUUUUUUUUUACCACGAACUGGUCUGCAUUCUCACUGGACAAAAAUGACAUAUUUUUUUCCCGAACAUCUGUAUGAAAUAAAAAAAAGCCAGAGCGAAAUGCACUCGUUUGGCAGCGCUGAAUUAUUUUGAGUGAGGAUUUGGAUUUAUGAAAUCUUUCUGAGCAACAUAUAUCAGGGCAUUGAAGUACCGAAGCAGUCGCAGCAGGAUAAAUACAGAACUCAACUUGAUGCAGGACUAGACAAUGUGUUCUCCCAGCCACCCAAACUGGGUUACUUUUGAUGAUGACACUGCUGCCUUCCAGUCACCGCAAAAGCCUUUACAUUCUCCCAGUACCAGCAUUGGGAUCCCCAGGCCCAACGGCUUAAAACUGAAUCUGCCUCCUCGAUAUGAACCUUCCAAAAGAUCCCCGUCUACAAGCAGCAGCCCUCUUGCAUCUCCUCUGAGGGACUUCAACGGGCGCCCCUGUGUGCCCAGCAAUACCCCGCUGUGCACUCCAGUGAGAGAGGCUCCAGGGAACCCUUGCACUCCCUUCUCCAGCGUUUACAGCCAGCAUGGCUUUUUUAGGUCCCUCUCAUCCCCCAGCAGUAACCCGCUUCUUUCACCUGCUGUAGAGCUGGCUGCCAAUCCGUGCCACCGGCCAGAUCUCCACACAGCAGAUCCAGGGACCCUGUCUGCAGCUCAGAGUUUGUUUAUCGCAGAGGAGCGGUUCCACCCAUUCCUGGAUGACAGCGGCCACUCCAACCCAUUCUGGCCAAACAGGAAUCAGUCAGGCAGCUCCUCGUCGGACUCUGAACCCAACUCCGCAGAAACCAGCGAUGCCCAUCCUCAUUUUUUCUUUAGAAAGGAGGGGUAUGAUUCCCCUGGAAGUCAUAUUCACCAGUCCUUUGAUUAUAUUUGUCAAAAGCUGGAAAGUUUCCAAGCCAGCGAUGCAGAGGAGAGGGAUGGGUCAGCACCGGAGAAGCCCGUUCAAGGGCAGAGCGGCAUACCCACCUUCAUACCGCGUGGCCUAUUCCGAAGUCAGAACCGAGACGGCUGGCCCCUCAUGCUGAGAAUCCCUGAAAAGAAGAACCGCAUGUCGUCUCGCCAGUGGGGGCCCAUUUACCUUAAACUCUUACCUGGUGGCGUUUUACAGAUGUAUUACGAGAAAGGCUUGGAGAAACCCUUCAAGGAAUUUCAGCUGCAUCCGUACUGCAGGCUCUCUGAACCCAAGCUGGAGAACUGCAACGAGCCGGGGAAAAUCCACACGGUGAAGAUCCAGCACGUUUCCUACACGGAGAAGAGGAAGUGCCACCCCAAGGGCCACGAGGCAGAAACGGAGCAGAUGCUCAAGCUGGGAACCACAGACUACAGCGACUUCACAGAUUUACUCUCGUCCAUCGAGGAGGAGCUCAUGAGACUCCCGCUUCUCUCGCACCAGAAGAAGCACUACGAGGAGCAGGCACUGGGGCUGGAGAUUGUGGACAACUUCUGGGGAAGACUUGGCAAAGACGGAAAGGUGGUUGAAAAUGCAGUGGUAACCCAUGUAUACUGCCUGUCCUUUGUCAAUGGCGGAGCAGAGUGCUUUUUAACUUUAAAUGACCUCCAGCUGCACAGAGGGAACCCGAGCUAUGCUGAGGAGACGGGCGAAGGCUGGAUCGAGAUCUCCGAAUACUAUUUUCACAAAUGUGUCAAAGAAAACGAGUUUCAGAAGUCGAGACUCAUCAAAUUCAGCCCUCCCGACGCCUGCCGGGUGGAGCUGAUGCGCUUCAAGACACUUUCAGUCGAUGCCGAGCUGCCGUUCUCCGUCAAGGCGGUGCUUACUGUGCAGGGAGCUUAUGUGGAAUUACAGGCUUUCUUAAACAUGUCCCCUGCCUUCACACACUCACUGCGUCAGGACUCCGCGCAGGUCUGCCAGAAUGUUCUCGUUCAGGUCCCGCUUCCCGGCGACUGGAUCAAAGUCUCUCGCACUGUGAGCCUCCUCAGGCAGAAGUCGCUGAAGGCUAAAAUGAACAGAAACGCCUGCCUUGGAUCUGUCACCACAGCCGAUUCGGAGCCUGUGAUGCAGGUCACUGUUGGAUCGGUGAAGUACGAGAAUGCAUACGGAGCAAUAGUAUGGAGAAUCGACCGACUUCCUGCCAAGAACACAGCUUCAGAUCAUCCACUCUGCUUCUCUUGCAAACUCGAACUGGGGUCAGACCAAGAGAUUCCGUCUGACUGGCUGCCUUUCGUGACGAUGGAGUUUGACGUCGCUGACACGGCCGCUUCCGGGACCCAAGUGAAAUCCCUGGGCACUGAGAGCGAUAUCCAGCCUCAGAAACACAUCGUCACCAAGGCACACUAUCACUGUCAGCCUAAAUUGUAUAGGUCAAUAAUUGAGGAUGUCAUUGAAAGUGUACGUGAGAUCUUUGCUGACGAAGGCGUCGAGGAACAAGUACUGAAAGAUCUUCAGAAGAUGUGGGAGUCUAAGAUUAUGCAAUCAAAAGCAGUUGAAGGCUUUGUGAAAGAUACCUUGAAUCCCUCAAACUUUGUAUUGCAACUUCCAGCAAACUUCAGUCAAGCACUGCAAAAAACAGCCUCCAUAGUAAUACCUGCGGGUCAAAAUGUUCAAAAUUUUACAACCGAUAUGAACUCUACAGGGACAAGUGCAACUUUCACUCUUCCCCCUGGUGUUGGUUACCCUGUUCAAAUACCAGCUGGAGUGACCCUGCAAACAUCAUCUGGUCAUUUGUAUAAAGUCAAUGUUCCAGUAAUGGUGACUCGGGCACCAGGGGGUCAGAGAAUCCUUCAGCAACCAAUUCAGCAUUUAGCUGAGCAAAGAAACCAAGUAGUGGGACAAGCCAGCAUUGUUCAUCCCAACACCAUUCCAGUACAGGCCACUGUCAUUCAGGGAUUCCCUUCACAAAGAAAGGAAGUCUUCCAACAGUGUUCUGCACAACCACUCCUCCAACAGCAGCAGUUGGUCAUUGGGCAAGGUGUCCAGCCAAGACCAGCUGCUGUACAGCAACCUAUUGGCAUUCAGCAGCAAGUGCCAGUAAGCCAGGUGCUAAUGCAGCCAAAUGACUGUGAAAAUCACAAGAGUGUAGAAACCCCACAAUAUACCCAGCAGCAGGCUGGUGUGAUCCAGGGAUCUGACACUCCACCGCUCACUUCUGACCAGCUAAGCAGCUUGGAUGACAUUCCUGAUCUGCAGCAAUUUAUAACAAAUCAGAGUUCAGAUACUAUUGAAAUGAUACAUAAAGAUGGUGGUGGUCAGCGAGUUGGUGUUGAAACAUCUAGCAAAUCUGAGUACGGUGAUGCCAAGACAAGUACCCCAGAAUAUGAAGUGGAGUGUUCUUCACAGGUUAUGAUUCAAACAAAGGAUUUCAACUAUAAUGCCAUUGAAGAUAUACUACAACUCGAUGGUACUUAUGAUACGUCUUCCGAUGAGGAUGUAGGAAAUAUGAGAGAAGUGGGGGGAAAUGAAUUCGUGGGGGAAAAUGAAUUCAUGGGAGCUAUUGAUACAGAAGACCUAAAGGCAUUGGAAGAAGACAGAAGCAGCUCCACCGAGAAAUCCUCCAGUGAUGGUGAAGAUGACGAACCUCGUGUAGAAAUAAUCGAGGAAGAUCCUUUAAAUUCUGGAGAUGAUGUAAGUGAACAGGAUGUGCCAGACCUUUUUGAUACUGACAAUGUUAUUGUUUGCCAGUAUGAUAAGAUUCAUCGGAGCAAAAACAGAUGGAAGUUCUAUCUUAAAGAUGGUGUUAUGAGCUUUGGUGGAAAGGAUUAUGCCUUUUCAAAAGCCAUUGGUGAGGCAGAGUGGUAAAUAGUGGAAUAAAAUAGCCAACAAAUUAGAUUUUCGUAAACAAAUUUUGAUGGUAACCAAUGCAAUCUGUGUAGCAUUCAUCUCAUUUUGUCAAGAUGCCAUAUACAAGGCAGAUGUUUAAAAUAUGCAUUUACUUUAUGAAAUCAUAUUUAUUUUUUGUUUGAGAAACAAAUACAAUGGUAAAUUUAACUAAAGUUUUGUUUGGAAAUUACCCAAUUUGACUGAUCAUAUUUACAAUCUGUUGUAAUUGAAGUAAUAUUUAUUUGUAUACAGUUCCUGAAUUGUAACCAGGAACAGACAUGUACAAUGUGCUGUACAGUAAAUAUAUUUUUUUGUUGGGAAGACCACCAGUAUAAAUACCUUGGCCAAUUGUCAUAUAUGGAAUAUACCAAACCAUAUUCGUAUAUUGGUAUUUACUUAAAUAUUUGUGUUGCAACGUUAUCAAUUCAAAAUUGUAUUGUUCAAAACAAUAAACGGCACUUGAGACUCCUCGUUUUCUCCAAAAAAGCAUAUUUUAUCAUGUUCCAGAAAUUCUGCAUCCAACACAUGAAAAAGUUUCAGAA
Acipenser ruthenus (sterlet) is the source of this 4660-nucleotide messenger RNA. RefSeq names its product stonin-1. Gene Ontology annotation, biological process: regulation of endocytosis; synaptic vesicle endocytosis; clathrin-dependent endocytosis. Lineage: Eukaryota; Metazoa; Chordata; Actinopteri; Acipenseriformes; Acipenseridae. The record is from RefSeq and is a predicted model, not a curated record. Gene Ontology annotation, molecular function: clathrin-cargo adaptor activity. Bases 561 to 4097 code for a protein of 1178 amino acids. Gene Ontology annotation, cellular component: synaptic vesicle; AP-2 adaptor complex; transcription factor TFIIA complex. The transcript has 11 exons.